AUGGCGGUCGAUUGCUUUCCGCAGACAGCGGGCUAUUUGUCGGUGACCACGUCGAGUUUGGAGGAUUACUUAUUUCGUGGGGAGCAUCCAGUGCUGAAAGACAUGAGCUGGUCCACCUACGGAAUGUGGGUGUACAGGGUGGAGCUUCCUCCCGGAGCUGAGACUUCCAUCAGAGCAGCGGUACCUCGAUUCCAGGAUAUGUACUUCAGCUCGGCUUACAAGUUGUACAAGACGCACUGUCAGCGGAUCAGUUCAGAACCUCGAGUUCCGAUGUUCGAAGGGUUCACCAUGCCUACAUUAAUGACUGACAGCGAACGGAACGCCAUGUACAAACAAGUUCAAUGCCGGCCAUUCGCAGUUGCGGCGUCUCCCGCGCCUGGUGCUUCGACGGAAGACCUUGUGAUCGAUGCAUUUACCGUGUUCUCUCAGCCUUGCAAGCCUACGACAACCAAUCGAUCACUGGCAGCUGCCACUGCCUUUACCGAGUCGUACCUGGAAUGGUUUGCAGAAGCGCAGACGGCAGCGGACGAAGGGCGGCUGCGGUUUGCGGAGCGGCAAGAGUACCCGUCUCUGUGGGAGACGGAGGAGAUGCAGGCUGCCAUGCAGGAGAAGUUGGAGUUGGCGCGGGCAGAGGAAGAUGAAGAGGAGCCCGUCGUGUCUCCAGGCGACGCUCAGCGGGCGCCGCGGGCUACAGUGGAAAUAUAUUCAUCCAUGCAAGCCCUGGAGCGAGUAGUCAAUCUGGAAAGCUUGGCCCGGGCUCGGCAGGAAAAGCCCAAGAAGAGGCGAGAGCUGGAUCAGUACCUGCAGCAAGACUUCGUGAAGAUAACCACUGCCGGCGAGCUAGAAGAUGCGGAUGUCGACGACGAAGAGGAGCACGAGGACGUGCAGCUGGAGGGUGCAAAAAGAUGUCCCUCCCAUGUGUUUCAGCCCAUCACCUUUCGGCCGAAUGCGGACGAACAGUGGCGGCUGCUGCAGCUAGGCUAUCAAGCCAGGAAAAACCGAUACACGAGUGAAUUUCUGGAGGAGACUUGGCUCCAGCAGGAAGCUUUCGAGGAUCGGUCAAAGAAGCUGGAGUCGCUGCGAGAGCAAAAGCCAAACGAAGAGGAGGCGGAGGACGCUGACGACAGCCACUUGAAGCGGUUGCGAGCGUGGCUGCCGCGUCUGCCGCGAGACUGUGCGCGAUUCGCGGAUCAGACAGUGUAUGAAAAACCUUCCGAACUGUUGGCGGACAUGAUGCUUGCUCUGCCGGCGAACGAGAAGCUGAAUGAAGAUCAGGAGCUUUUCAUGUGGCGGUUUGGCGACGUUCUGAACAGAGUUUACGAUGAGGAACAGCGAUUUGCGCCGCACAAGCGCGGUGUGUAUCACAUGCUUUUGCUGGGACAAGGCGGUUCCGGCAAAACGCACGUUGUGCAGAAUCUCAUCUUCCCUGUUGUUUUGUUUAUCUGGCCACCAGAAGAUGGCAGCGAGACGCUUCGAGUGGUGGCUGCCAAGAACUCACAGGCUAAGAACAUUUCGACGUCCUCUGUGCGAGCUACGACGGUGCAUGCCGCUGCUUGCAUGCGGGUCCAGAACCUGUCCAAUUGCAACCUUGCGGCCGGCUCCAAGGAGAAGGCGUUGCGGACAAUGUGGCAGAGCUGUCGCGUGCUGAUCUUGGAGGAGAUCAGCAUGGUUGCUGCUAUGUUGUACAACAUGCUGGACUAUCGUUCCAUGCUGGGUCGUAGGCUGAGUCAUGAUGUGAACCCGCAGACGUACACUCGGAUUGGUCGUGUCUUUGGUCGCGUUCCCAUAGUUUUGCAUUUGGGAGAUUUCUUACAGCUGCGUCCCACUGCUCAGCUGUCGCUCCUGGACGAUUUGAAGGCGAGAGACGAGGAUGGCCGCUUGCUGCAUUCUGAUGUCCCGCCGGAAGUCCAGCAUGCGCAGCAAGUGUUCGCAAACAUUCAAGACGUGUUCGAGCUGCGGGGCACGAAGCGUUUCAAAGAUGGCGAUCCAUUGAUCGAGCUGUUGCAGUGCAUGCGCGCAGGCCGUCAGUUGUCCGAAGGACUGUGGAUGGCUUUCCAGCAGAGGUUCGUGACGGAUGCUGCUCCGGGCAAGCCAGAUGCCAGACUCCAGGACGAAAACUUCCGCUCUGGCUAUUGCAUGUCCAUCUAUUGGGCCUCCUUAUCUCGGAUGCUUUUCCGCCGUGCUAUCCUGGACGCUGCGCGAGGGAGCGUUCCGCUCGUGUUGCUGCAGUGUGCCGACGAGUGCUCCGAGCUGGACAAGGAGGUUGCGUUUCGGUUGCUGAAUCAGCCUAAUCCAAACCGAACCGGUCACAUGCACGGCGUGCUGCCUUGCCAUGUAGGCAUGGAAAUUCGGCUUCUGGAGAAGUUGGAUGGGACGAAGGGGCUGGUGCAGGACACCCAAGCGACGAUCUUUGAUUUCGAGUUUUCUGCAGAAGAUCGUCGUGCGUACAGGAGGACAUCCGGUGGUGAGGUCUUUAGUCCACGUUUCUUGCCAUCGGGUCUCUGGGUCAGCGUGCGCAACUACGAUGGCAACCAAAAUUGGCAGGCCAUGGCGGCCGUUUGUCGUCUGCAUGUAGAAACCGAUGAGGCUGCGGAGGAACUGGCGCGCAGUCUGUGGUUUCUGCCUGCUGUGGAAGUGAAGAUGCAAUUCUCCAGUACGCAGAAGUACGUGAUCAGACGCUGCGGGUUUCAGGUGUCGCACGCCAAGUUCAUCACUAGCACCGCUUCGCAGGGAGUGACACUGCGACAGGGCACCGUCAUCGAUUGUGCGCGACUGCCCGAACUGGAUGAGGAUAAUUGGUGGUUGCAUUUGUACGUCAUGUUUUCUCGUGUCACCUGCUUGGAAGACAUGUUGCUGCUGCGUCCUCCGACGAGAGAAAUGUUGGAACGCGGCCCGCCGAAAGCCAUCUUGGAACGUUUGCGGCGACUGGAAGAACGUGCAGCGGGUUGUCGCACUGGUGCAGUCAAACUGCGAGAAUCCUUUGGCCGGACGCGGAAGCGGAAACGGCUCCCCGCGUGA
Symbiodinium sp. CCMP2592 is the source of this 3018-nucleotide messenger RNA. Lineage: Eukaryota; Dinophyceae; Suessiales; Symbiodiniaceae. The record is from the annotation of a GenBank genome assembly.